UCCAAAGCCCCAAAAACACCAAAAAUAAUAAAAAGAUAAAGUGGUAAAAAGAAAAAAUAAUGGCGGAAGAAGGAAACGCAGAUGCCCAACUGUUUCAGCUCCUUUCAAAUCUCCUCCAUCAGGUAGAAUCAUUGACCAAUCAAGAAGAAGUCGAAUUGCGCUCCAAAAUCGAAGCACUUGGAUUAGAGGUUACGAAAGUUCCUUCAAAUUCAACACGGAAUCUUGAUGAGCUUGAAAUAGCCAAGGAGUUGGAUAAAUUAUCAUCCAAGUUGGAUGAUGUAGAUGAGAUGAUAUCUUCAGCAGUGGCUGCAGAUCCACAGGUGCAGUCGCUCUUGAGCGGUACUGCCAAUGUAUGGAUGCCGGUCAUCACUGCUACUGCCGAUGAGCGGCGUAAUUUUACGGCAUCUAUCGAAGAUGACAAACUCCAAGUCCAAGGGAAGGCUUCUGAUUAGAGUUGUGUUAUAGGCUUCUGACUAGUGUUUGCUUUGUCUCCCAAAACUAAACACAAAUGUGCUUGUUCUGAUAAUAUUGGGCGCGAUAGGGGGCCGGGGGCAGCGGUGGGGGCGGGGAGUCAUUUUUCAUUGUUUUUCUUCUUCACAAAUUAUUUGCCGUCGUCUUUAUUAACUGCCCCCGUAAAAUUAAAGAAAUUGAAUUGUGAAGGGGAAAAUUAUGAGAUCUUCCUGUGUUCAUUUGAAAUACAAAUAAUAUGUUCUAACAUUUCAUUCUUUGUAAUUACAAAAAUUAUCUCUUUAC
Messenger RNA from Morus notabilis, 753 nucleotides. RefSeq lists its product as uncharacterized. Lineage: Eukaryota; Viridiplantae; Streptophyta; Magnoliopsida; Rosales; Moraceae. The transcript has 3 exons. The record is from RefSeq and is a predicted model, not a curated record. Bases 60 to 452 code for a protein of 130 amino acids.